Diorhabda sublineata is the source of this 2393-nucleotide messenger RNA. RefSeq names its product organic cation transporter protein. Gene Ontology annotation, molecular function: transmembrane transporter activity. The transcript has 7 exons. The record is from RefSeq and is a predicted model, not a curated record. Gene Ontology annotation, biological process: transmembrane transport. Gene Ontology annotation, cellular component: membrane. Bases 215 to 1861 code for a protein of 548 amino acids. NCBI's taxonomy places the organism in Eukaryota, Metazoa, Arthropoda, Insecta, Coleoptera, Chrysomelidae.
AUCAAAGAAAUGUGUAUAGUAUGAGUGGCAACGUCGCUUCUCUAACAAAACUCACGAAACUGGAAACUAUAAUUUUAAAUGUUGUGGAGACGGUUCGGGUAAGAGAUUUAUUAUUUUUAAACGAGAAAGUGCAGGUAUAAGGUGGCUAAAAUAGAAUAAAAUCAAGUGUAUUCAGAAUAAAUAUUAAGUGUGUACCCUUAAAGGGAACGAAAAGAUGAAGAAAGGAAACGAACUUCACGAUUUGGAAUCGCUUAUGGGAACACUAGGCGACUUUGGAAAAUAUCAAGCAUGGCAAUUCUUUCUUCAUAUUUUAUCGGCAUUGACAGCUGGUCUCAAUAUGCUGUCUCUAGUUACAGUAGGUGCAGUCCCAGAAUUUAGAUGUGAAAUUCCUGACUAUGAUGUAAAUAAGACACAUACUCAUCUGAAUGAAACACUUUUAUCGAGGUAUUUCCCCAUUAUGGAAUCAGGUUAUCACGACAAAUGCACCUUGAUGAACAGCACAACGAAUUCAACUUACAAAUGUACAUCAUUUGUUUUUGAUACGACUUAUUAUGGUAAUACGAGAGCCACUGAAUGGCAACUUGUCUGUGAUAGAAGAUGGAUGGGUGCUAUAGCGCAAUCCGCUUAUAUGUUAGGAGUAUUUACCGGCGCUGUGGUGCUAGGAAAAAUGGCAGAUAAAUAUGGCAGAAAACCUAUAUUCUGUUGGUCAGCAGUAUUACAAUUAAUAAUAGGUGUAGCUGUAGCUUUCACUCCCGAGUUUAUAUCUUUCGUUAUAUUGAGGUAUUUUUAUGGUAUAUUUGGAUCGGCAGGAAGUUAUAUACCAGGUUUUGUACUUACAAUGGAAUUAGUCGGUCCAAGCAAACGGUCAAUAUGUGGUGUGGCUUUUCAAGCAUGUUUUGCUACAGGUAUUAUGUUAGUUGCCGGUUGGGGAGCGCUAAUAAAAGAUAGACAAGUUUUACAAAUUGUGUACGGUUGUCAUGCUCUAAUUUUAAUCGGACAUAUUUGGCUUAUGGACGAAUCUCCAAGGUGGCUAUGGAGCAAUGGGCGUAUUCGUCAAUCGGUAGAGAUAGUGAAGAAAGCUCUAAAAAUGAACGGCUCUACUAUUAAUUUAGAUACAGCCGAUUUCGUUAGUAAAGGUAUGGCUGAAGAAAGAACUAAUAACGAAUCUGGAAGCAUAGGGGACUUAUUUAGAACCCCGAAUUUGAGAAAAAGAACACUUAAUGUGAUGUUGUGUUGGUUUGCCAAUAGUUUGGUAUAUUACGGACUCUCUCUCGGUACUAAUUCUUUGGAAGGAAAUCCUUUUCUUAACAUGUUCGUAAUGGCUGUGGUCGAGCUACCAAGUUAUGGUAUAACAGUUUAUUUGAUGGACAAGUUAGGAAGACGAUCAUUGACUAGUGUAGACAUGAUCGUGGGAGGAGUGUGUUGCAUUCUAUCAGCCAAUCUAACAACUGGAGCAGCAUCACUAACAUUCAUGUUUAUUGGAAAAUUUUUGAUAGCCAGUUCUUUUGCUUUAAUAUUCAAUUUCUCCGCAGAACUUUUCCCUACGGUAGUAAGAAGUUUCGCGAUGGGAUUAGGAUCAAUGUGUGCUCGAACAUCUGGAGCACUGACACCAUUAAUCAGUCUUUUGGAUUCUUUCGAUCCAAAAAUACCUGCGAUGAUAUUCGCUGUUAUAUCUAUUGUAUCAGGGUUUCUUGUAAUGUUCCUUCCAGAAACGCUUAAUAAACCUUUGCCACAAACUUUGCAAGAAGGUGAAACUUUUGGAUUAGGAGAUACUAUGUUCGCCAGUUUAUGCAGUAAAAAACGUUCUAUGGUUCCUAAAACUAAACAAAUAGAAGCAGAACAGAUGCAGCCACUUCGAUAAAGUUGUGAGAUUUUUAGUCUAUACAUGGUAAUGGAUGGAAUGGUUACACCCAAAAAUGUUAGUGGAGUGAAUAUUUCGACCUCGAUAUACAAUAUUCGCUUAAAAUAAAGAACUGUCGCAUGGCACCUUCUUUUUGAUGGAAAACCUCAUGGACAAAACGUUCUCUGUUAUUUGUAAUUAUGAGGCUAGUAUAAUCUCUCACAUUCUUCAGCAAUAAGGAUUGUCUUUUAUAUGAUUCUCUUCCAUCCUCAACUUUGCCCUCCAUUAUUAGUUUUGAGAACACAUAUGUAGGACUGUUUUGUGUCUCAUAUUGGGUAAAGUAAUUUAGAAAUGCAAAUAUGCAAUGAUAUUGCAUUUUGAUUCCACAAUUCAACUCUUCUAACUAUGAUCUUAUAAUUUGAUCGUUUUUGAAAUUAGCCAAUAUUAGACAUUAUUUGUUUUCUUGUAAUUAAAAUAACUGUAUAAAAAGAUAUGUUAUUUAAACCUGACAAAUUUUAUAUGUAUUAUUUACAAUAAAAAUUUUAUUUCCUAA